UGGCAGGUGUCAUGGUGGCAAGAAGGGAUCCAAGCGGAGAUUGAGCAACUGAGCGCCCUAUUAUGCUACCCUACUCCUACCGUACACUUCUACGGUAGAGUGCCAGACGCAUACCUCCCACCCGGGCAAGAUUGGUUUUUAAAAAGCCGAAGACCGACCAUGGCCACAACCGCUUCGACAGCGAUCGACGGCACCACCCUCCCUCUGAUACUCAGGUAGGCAGCAUCAAACGCCACCACAACAAAGGAGGUUCGUCCUUGAAUCCCAAUAGAUCCAAUACUACUGUACUGUACAUUAUACCGGUAGGAUCAGCUAGCUACGGUAGCGAUGGCCUCAUCCAAAGCCGCGGGGUAUACAACUCGCAAACUGUACCAGACGUAUCCAGCUCUGCGACGAGAGGUCAACAAGGUGCAACAAGAGAUCUUUGGCUAUUUUCCCAACUUGGGUGUUCGAACGGGCCACCAGAAAACAAAAAAGUCACUCCAAGGGGUCUACCUGAAUCGAUAUUAUGAUGAACCCAUUGACAAAUACGCAAGAAAGGCCCACCCUGAGGGAUUCAUGACAGAGUUGCAAGAGAGAAGACACGUCAAGCGAGAGUUCAUGAGAAGAAAGGGCAAAGGACCACCCAAAAAGGGAUCUGGAAAGAGAUCCAAGAAAUAGAAGCUUGCAACAACAAUGUAGGAAAUCAGCCUGGCCCCGGCUGGCUUCCGUAGAUAAUUUCCCUACUCUAAACCCCCAUUACUUCUACUGGAGGUAGCCCGACCCCCCAAGUAAUACUGGUACUGUAGUAGACUCCUGCCCU
Molecule: messenger RNA, 802 nt
Organism: Seminavis robusta
Lineage: Eukaryota; Bacillariophyta; Bacillariophyceae; Naviculales; Naviculaceae
Source: the annotation of a GenBank genome assembly